Molecule: messenger RNA, 6725 nt
Organism: Sciurus carolinensis (gray squirrel)
Lineage: Eukaryota; Metazoa; Chordata; Mammalia; Rodentia; Sciuridae
Gene: Cep170b
Product: centrosomal protein 170B
Exons: 19
Coding region: 242-5011 (1589 amino acids)
Molecular function (GO): protein binding
Source: RefSeq, a predicted model, not a curated record
GCCGCCCGCAGACGUCAGGGACCCGCCGCGCGAGGUCGCCGGCCGCCGCUCUGCCCGUGGGCUCGGCCGGGGCUGCCGCGAGCGUGCGGGCCGCGCCGGGCAUGUCUUAGGCGGCGGCCCCGCCCAGCGCUCGGCCGGCCGGGCGGGAGGGCCGGGCCGAGCCGGGCCGAGCCGGGACCAGGCGGCCGAGCCGGGGGCCGAGACGGAGCCGCAGGGCCAGAUAGGCCUCGUCAGCACCAAGAUGAGUGUCACGUCGUGGUUCCUGGUGAGCAGCAGCGGCACCCGCCACCGGCUCCCACGCGAGCUCAUCUUCGUGGGGCGCGAUGAGUGCGAGCUCAUGUUGCAGUCACGAAGCGUGGACAAACAGCAUGCUGUCAUCAACUACGACCAGGACCGUGAUGAGCACUGGGUGAAGGACCUGGGCAGCCUCAACGGGACAUUUGUGAAUGAUGUGCGCAUCCCAGACCAGAAGUAUAUCACACUGAAGCUCAAUGAUGUCAUCCGCUUUGGCUACGAUUCUAACAUGUACGUGCUGGAGCGUGUGCAGCACCGUGUUCCCGAGGAGGCACUCAAGCACGAGAAGUACACCAGCCAGCUUCAGGUGAGCGUCAAAGGCCCAGCACCCAAGAAAGGAGAGGUACUGCCCGAGCACACGCCCUACUGUGAGUCCUUGCAUCCCAGGCCUGAGAAGGGGGACCGGAGACCCGGAGCAGAGGCGGUGGCCUACCGCACACCCCUCUACGGGCAGCCCUCCUGGUGGGGCGAGGACGACAGCACGCCAGCGCCUGAGGACCGGCGCCAGGAGGAAGCCUUCCCAGAGCGUCCCAGGGAGGCGGCUCAGCGGGAUGGAGAGCUGGACGGCGUCCGCACCCCGGUGGGGCUGCAGGGCUGCGCGCUCCGGCGGGAGCCCAGCUACUUCGAGAUCCCCACGAAGGAGGCCCCACAGCCCACGCGGCCCCCGGAGCCCCCGGUGCAUGAGGUGCCCACCAAGGAGGAGGAGGCGGGCGGGGGGCCGGCCCCCGUGGUGCAGAGCCACGCCUCCUUCACCAUCGAGUUCGAUGACGGCAGCCCAGGCAAGCUGAAGAUCAAGGACCACAUCACCAAGUUCUCCCUGCGGCAGCGCAGGCCCCCCGGCAAGGAGGCCACGCCUGUGGACACCGUCUCGGCCGAGACCAAAGUGGCCGACUGGCUGGUGCAGAACGACCCCAGCCUGCUGCGCCGGGCCGGCCCCGGGGAGGACGGCCACAGCACCAAGAGCGACCUACCCAUCCACACCCGCACCCUGAAGGGCCACAAGCAUGAGGACGGCACACAGAGCGACUCAGAGGACCCCUUGGGCAAGGCGGCCGCAGGGGCCGGGGCCACCCCCGAGGUCCCCGGGGAACAGGUGCGGCUGCAGAGGCAGAUCAAGCGGGACCCCCAGGAGCUGCUGCACAACCAGCAGGCCUUCGUCAUCGAGUUCUUCGACGAGGACACGCCCCGCAAGAAGCGCUCUCAGUCCUUCACGCACACCCCCGCGGGCGAGCCCAAGCCGGACAAGCGCCGUGGCCCAGGCGCCAACGACAGGGAGCGGGAGCGCCCGGGGGCUCCAACCCGCGCGGCAGGCGGCGGCCCGGGGCCGCAGAGGGCCAGCUCGCUCAAGCGGGAGAAGACAGAGGAGCGGCUGGGCAGCACCUCACCCGCCCCCCGGGCCCCUGCCCGUCCCUUCGGCAGCGUGGGGCGCCGCUCCCGCCUGGCGCAGGACUUCAUGGCCCAGUGUCUGCGGGAGAGCUCCCCGGCCGCCAGGCCCGUCCCUGAGAAGGCACCCCCAGCGCUGCCUGCCCCCCUGACACCCCGUGGGACCAGCCCCGUUGGCCCCCCAACACCCCCGCCAGCACCCUCAGACCCCCAGCUCACCAAGGCGCGCAGACAGGAGGAGGAAGACAGCCUCAGCGACGCAGGCACCUACACCAUCGAGACGGAGGCGCAGGACAGGGAGGUGGAGGAGGCCCGAAAGAUGAUCGACCAGGUGUUUGGGGUAUUUGAGUCUCCUGAACUCUCCAGGGUGUCGGCAGCCACCUUUCGCCCAGUCAUCAAAGGGGACAGAGACGAGGCCAGUGAUGGGGGCGUGGCCCAGCGCAUGGCCUUGCUGCAGGAGUUUGCCUCCAGGCCACCAGGCUUGGCACCCCAGGUGGAGCACCAGCAGGGCCUCCUGGUUCCAGGUUCCCCUGGGGGUCAGAAGUGGGUGUCCCGCUGGGCCAGCCUGGCCGACAGCUACUCAGACCCAGGUCUGGCAGAAGAUGGCCCCGGGCCCAGAGCCGGAGAGGCGGAGGGGCCCCUGCCUGUGCGCACACGGCGACUGCUCCCUCGGCUACCUGGCGACAGAGCUGCCAGUCCUGCAGGCCCUGAGGCUGCCAGAAGAAGUGGGCCCGGGCCGCCAGACCUGGGCAGCGAGCCGGCCAGCUGCCACGUAGGCCAGGAGGACCUGGACCCCGACAGCCUCAGUGAUGCCAGUGGGUCAGAUGGGGGCCGGGGCCCGGAGCUGGGCCCAGAGCUGCUGGAGGAGAGGCACAGGAGCCCCCAAGAGGGACCAGCCUGGGCCAGGGGGAGGCGCUCACCCAGGACCCCUGGAGAGCUGGCCCCUACGUCUUUCUUCAUCGGAGACCAGCACAGGGAGGCUGCUUUCUCCAAGAAACCGAGCGUGGCUCCUGGGGAAGUGGAGGACCCUGGGCAGGCGGCAAGUGACGGCCUGCACGUCAGCACCAGCGGGAGGAUGGUCAUCCAGCUGCGACCCGGGCGGUCCCCAGCACCCAGCAGCCCCUGCCCACCCCCACCCAAGGAGGCUGUGGCCUUCGUGCGGCAAGAGAGCUUCACCAGGGAGCCAGCCAGCAGCUCCCCUGUGCCCGGCAAGCUCCCACACAUCUCCAGUCACCCCCUCCUGCAGGACCUGGCUGCAGCCCGGGCCUCGCGCAUGGACGGCCACUCUCAGGACACCCGUCUGAUCCUGAAGGAGACCGAGACAGCCCUGGCAGCCCUGGAGGCGCGACUGCUCUCCAAGUCUGCAGAUGAAGAGGGCGAGGGGGGCAGCACCCCCAGGCAACCAGAGGACUCCCUGUCUGGGGACUCAGAUGUGGACACGGCCAGUACCGUCAGCCUGCUCAGUGGCAAGAAUGGACCCAGCCCAACCACCCUGCAGCCCCGGGGGCGACAAGAGAAGCUUCCUUCCCCACCAACUGUGCCAGACCCCGGGGGUGCCGCCCAGAGCAGCACCCGGGAGCAGCUGAUGGAGAAGCAGCAGCACCUGCCAGCAGCAGAGCUGGGCCCUGGGGAGCCCGCGCAGCGCCCGGCCGCACGGCGUGGCCCUGGGCCCCGAGGGUCCCUGGACUGGCCCGAUGAUGAUUGGGGCCCUGGCCUCACCCACCCGCCCAGCUCAGACUCGGUCAUCUCCAACCGCGAGACUCCUGAGGCCACUGGGGCAGGGCGGCCAGGGCCUCGCCGGAAACCAGUGGCCCCCCCACCAUCUCCUGCUGCCCGGGAUGAGCAGAGCCGAGGGUCCACCAGUGCCCAGAAGGUGCAGCAGGCGCUGACCCGCUCCAACAGCCUGUCCACCCCCAGGCCCACUCGGGCCUCCCGCCUGAGACGGGCCCGACUGGGGGAUGCCUCAGACACUGAGACUGUGGACGGCGAACGGGGGCCUCUGGCCAACCCUGAGCCAGCAGGCCGGCCAGCUCCCGAGCAGGCCAAGAAGCCGUCACGCUUGGACAUCCUGGCCAUGCCCCGGAAGCGGGCAGGCUCCUUCACAGGGCCCAGCGACUCUGAGACAGCCCCCGCCCGCACUGGCUUCUCUGGCCGCAGUGUCGAGCUGUCCUCGGCCAGCCGCAAGCCCACCGUGGCCGAAGCCCGAGCUGCCACCAGGAAGGCCGCCGUUGCCACGGCCACCCCUGCCGCGGGCUCCCGCCAGCCCUUCAGCAGGGCCCGCCCAGGCAGCGCCAGAUACUCUUCCAACACGCGUCGCCGGCAGCAGGGCUCGGAUCACACGUCCACCUCCGAGGAGGAGUACGGCUCCCACCACGGCUCCCCCAAACACACACGCUCCCAUGCCUCAACAGCCACGCAGACCCCCCGGGCUGCCAGCUCUGGCCGUUCCCGCUCCCGGGCCCCUGGCCUCCGGGACACCGAUGACGAGGAGGAGCCUGAUCCUUAUGGCUUCAUUGUGCAGACGGCAGAGAUCGCCGAGAUUGCCAGGCUAAGCCAGACCCUGGUGAAGGAUGUGGCUAUUCUGGCCCAAGAGAUCCACGACGUGGCUGGAGACGGUGACUCGCUGGGCUCCCCGGGGCCCACCCGCAGCCCUUCCCUUGGGAACGUGCCCAGCACCCCUGCCUCAACCAUUUCCGCCCACGAGGAGCUGGUGCAGCGCAUCCCAGAGGCCAGCCUCCACUUCCAGAAGGUGCCGCCUGGCUCCCUCAGCUCCCGAGACUUGGACCAGAACAUGAACGCCAGCAGAGAGGACGCCCUGGCCAACAGGACGAGGCCUCGGAACCGGGAGGAGGUGAUCUUCGAUAACCUGAUGCUGAACCCUGUGUCCCAACUGUCGCACGCCAUCCGUGAGAACACGGAGCAUCUCGCGGAGAAGAUGAAGAUCCUGUUCCAGAACACGGGCCGGGCAUGGGAGGACCUGGAGGCCAGGAUCAACGCCGAGAACGAGGUGCCCAUCUUGAAGACCUCUAACAAGGAAAUCAGUGCCAUCCUGAAGGAACUGCGGCGAGUGCAGAAGCAGCUGGAAGUGAUCAAUGCCAUCGUGGACCCCAGUGGAAACCUGGACCUGCUCACGGGGAGCAGAGCGUGCACCAGCUCGGGUCAGCUCGGGCUCGGGAAGAGCCGGCCUGCGGCCCAGAUCCCGUCUACACCCACCUCAGUAGAGACCUUGCUGCCAGCCCUGCCCCUGAGGAGCUUCCCACAGCGGGCCAACUGCGGGCCCCCCGGCCUCCCGGAGCCCGCCUUCCUCCCCGACGCAGAGAGGUUCCUGAUCUAGGCCACAGGCCUGGGGGGGCGCCCGGGCCAGCCUCCCAGGCGCAUGUGUCCUGUCCCUGCCCGCCCACCUCUCCCCCGCCCAACCUCAGGCGGCUCUGCGAAAACCCCACAUGUGCCAUAACCCCGUGGGCCGCCCCUCCUCAGCCCAGCCAGCCCCCAGCCCCAUCCAGCCCCCACCCCACAGGCCGCUGCCAGGGGCACGCCGUCCAGGACACGCACCCCAUCGCUGUUGUUUUGUUAUUAGCUUUAAAGAAAAAAGCAGUGUGUGCCAUUACAGGGGGUCCCACCAGGCUGACCGCGAUGCCACACUCAGCCUGGAAGGGCCCUGCCUGGCCUCGCCAGGAGGCCCUGUACUGACCUGUUGCCACCUGUGUGCCGGCCCAGGGCUGGCAGAGGAAGAGAGGCCGGGCCGUGGACCCGUUGGUGCCACAUGUGGAGCUGGGGGCGCAGGCGUGUUCCUGCUCCUCCCGGAAGGAGGGCCCAGGCCCUGGUGGUGCCGCCUGUCCCCGUCCAGCAGCCUGGGCAGCUGAGCAGCCCUGGAGAUGUGGGCAGAACCUGGUGCCAACACAACUGCCAAACCCACCGAGCCUGGGCUGCCCCAGAGAACCCUCCUGCGCGUGGGUGGGCUGGCAGGAGCCGGGCCUGGCCCGGGACAGGGCCGUGGAGACCGUUAGAGCCAGCCCAGGCCUGCCUGCCACUGCACCCCGGGAGCCGCAGGGGCCAGCCAGCCAGGGACCUGGGUUCCAGAGGCCCCGGGCGUGGGCACACGGGCAUGCAGCUCCUGGGUGGAAGUGAGCGCGAGACAGAGCAGCCGGAAAGCAGGUUCCCAGGAGCUCCCGGCUUGGUGGUCUAGACGACCUGCCCCUCUGGCCUCCCCUGCCUCCCCUGUGCUGUGGCUUUAAGUAGGUCAUCCACAACAGGCUCCCGUGGCCUGACCUGCAGUGGGGAUGGGGACCGCCAGGAACAUUGUGCUUUCUCAGGACCCUUUCAGCUGGGAGCAGGCCGGGUGACCAGGAUGUGCUCCUCGGCUGCAGCGGUGGCCGUUCCUGGAGCCACUGAGCCAAAGAGCCGCUGGCUGCGGUAGCGUGGGGCCUCCCCUCGACCAGCCCAGGGUGGUGUGCCCCACACUGCUCCUGGGAUCUGCGGGGUCAGCCAGGCAGGCCCUUUGCCGUGGAGAGGUGGCUGCCGGCCCCGUGGGUGACAGGCCUGCUGUUUACAGAUAGCUGGCGUGGAGUCCAGUGCAGGGCCCUGGCACCUCUGCGCCCCGCCACCUGAUGUUUACGCGUGUGUAUGUGUGUGUGUAGGGAGGCCAGGGGACGCGCCUGGCCCCCACCCCGAGAGCCUGCUGUCCAUUUGGAGGAGGUGCUAGUCCGGCCAGCCCAGGUGCCGCCCACCCUGCAUGCCCCUCCCAGCUGCCCACAACCUGUUCCCGGAAACAAGCCAGUGAGGCUCACCCUUGUCCGAGACUCAUCCACGCCCACACCGCCACUGUACUGAUUCUUUUUAUGCACAAAUUGGUGUCCCCGCCCCCCACAUCGCGUUCCUUUGUUCCUUCCCUCCAGCCUUCGACCCGGGAUUAGUACCUACUCGCCUGGCUUCUCGGAGGUAUCUCUGUACAUUGUUCUCAGGUGGUCUUGUGGAUGUCUUUCAGAAAAUGGUUUUUAUAUGAUUUGUCAUGGAGUUUGUUCUAAUAAAUCAUUCUUGUAUCACGUGGC